Populus euphratica (Euphrates poplar) is the source of this 2262-nucleotide messenger RNA. RefSeq names its product deneddylase. Bases 78 to 1976 code for a protein of 632 amino acids. The transcript is spliced from 8 exons. NCBI's taxonomy places the organism in Eukaryota, Viridiplantae, Streptophyta, Magnoliopsida, Malpighiales, Salicaceae. The record is from RefSeq and is a predicted model, not a curated record.
GAGCAUACCACCACUCAAAACAAAACCCUCUAAAAACCCAGAGGCAGAGGAGAGAAGCCAUUUCCUUCAUCAAAAAAAUGCAUCCUCCUCCACAAGCUCUCUCUCCCCUUUCCUUUCCUCUCCUCUCUCCGCUCCCUCCUUCCCUCUCCUCCAAGUCCACACCAACCACAAAAAUCCCUACGUUUUUCUUCCCCAAACUAUCCCUAACCAUUCCCAAAUUUCCCCUCCACGUCCUCCAUUGUACUCCAAAACCCACACAACAAGAACAACAAAUACUCCAAUUCGUAGCCGACUCUAAUGACAAUACUCUCCCUUGUGUCAGAACCUUCGAGAACGACUUGGCCCGGCUAAGCCUAGUCGGUUCCGUCCGCUUCGACCAAGCCCUUACUGCCGCCGCCUCCGAUGGUGGCCGUGCCGCCUCUGAACACCUUGACUCCGGCGUCCCUGCAAUGGUUGUUGAGACUGUCUUCCCUGGCCCCGCCGAUGAGCACGCUACCGUCUCCACUCGCUUGUUUUUGCCAGCAAAGAAAGUUAAGGAGAAAGCAAUCAGACUGAAAAGGUCUUUCAAGGAAGAUGUUCUGUCAGGCACCAUGUCUCAGAACAUUCUUUCAAUGACAUUUAGACAAGUAGUUUUGCAACAGAUAUGGAACUUUGAGCUCGUUUUGUUCAGACCCGGAACAGAAAGAAACAUGAAGGAUCUUGAAAACCCGAGAGAGCAGGUUCCUGCUUCCUUCUUUCUCGGUUCAUCAGAUGAACAAGUUAUAUCUCUGCUCGCAGAAGCUGUUUGCAUUGCUGCUCUUCAAAACACUGAAAGGCUUUUCCUUGAUGAUUUUAUGGGGAAGGGUCCUGGUGGUUUUUUUAGCUGGCUCCGGAAGCCUCAAAGAAUUGUAUCAAGAGAUUCCUCGGUUGUCAUUUAUAAGUUGUUCGAAGAUGAGAUCGUUGAGAAUGCUAAGAGUUUGCUUGAGAAUUUUAAUUCAAGUAAGGAUAGAUUUCAGGGAAUAAAAGUGAAGCGCAAGUAUAAAUGGUGGACUCCUUUAGCACACUCUAAGUUGGAAAAAAUUGGUGGUCCUGAGUUCAGUGCUUGGACAAGCGAGCAUGUACCUGCUUAUAGGCUACAGAUUGAUGCUGAUAAAGUGAAGGAUGCAAAAUUUGAAGGGUGGAGAGAAUCUUCAGGGAAUAGGUGGGAAGUACUUUUGACCCACUCCCAAAUGGUUGGAUUGGCUGAAAUAUUUGAUAUGUACUAUGAAGAUAUAUAUACAAUGCCCAACGAAGAGUUAUCAUGUGGUGUUGUUUCAAAUUUCACCAAUUUGUCCAAAAAAAAGAGGAGCUCUUCUUUGAUGAAUGUCUUGUCAGUGACACUUGUAAGUGGAAUUUUCCUCAUCAGCAUCAGUGCUCUUAGUCAGUUUUGCCUUCCUCAUCUCCGCAAAGGACGAACGUAUGCUCAAGAAAAUAGUUCUCUUCCAUCAUCAGAAAUUCAGUUUGCAGAAAAUGAAUCUCUGGAUGCUGCAAAGUUACAAGAAUUUUGCAUCUUGAUUUGCAAAAAGAUGAAGGAUUCUUUUGGCUGGCCUGGUGAUAUAGUGACAGAUAAGAAGAUUGGUGCCUGGAUUGGUGAAAUACCAGCUUACUUCAAAACGAUGGAUGAAGCUGAUGCUGCUAGUGAAGAAAAUUCAACUGAUUUUACCCCCAUACAGAAGAUUGAUGCAGAUCUGAAAUCAUCUGCACAGGAUAUUGCUAGUUAUCAGGUGGUUUUGUCAACUGAUGGGAAAAUUGUCGGUUUCCAACCUACAAGCGGGGUCGGUGUGAAUCAUUGGGCAGCCAAUCCCCUAGCAAAGGAGCUUUAUGGUGGACGAAAUUUAUCCCCUGGAUUUAUUGAACCUGGCCUCAAGAUCCACUUCCCGAAUGAGGUAAUUUUGAUAGAGCUGUUGGUGUCAGUUAAUUCGGAUGCCAAUUUUGCUUUGGCGAGGCCAGUUCGAUGAAGUAUAUUGCUCAAUGGAUGUAUGAUGUGUAUAGUUCAUGCAGCUUUUGGAAACAAAUGUAGGCCUAGAGAGAAAAGGGAAGAUAAGUAGAUUAGAUCAUGCAAAUUUUAUGCCAAAUUUUGCACAGAUGUGUGAUCAACCUGACAUAAUUAUGCAAAAUUUAGGGGGUUGUUCAAACUUUUUAGUUCCAGGUAAUGGUGCUGAAAUGAACUACAUGAGAAAAACUUCUAAUAAAGAACUUUGAAUUGCAAUUUCUUAGCAUGUGUUUAUUGUAAAUUAUUUUUAU